Molecule: messenger RNA, 1005 nt
Organism: Pseudonaja textilis
Lineage: Eukaryota; Metazoa; Chordata; Lepidosauria; Squamata; Elapidae
Source: RefSeq, a predicted model, not a curated record
CCACUGGAAAGUUUAAAAACUCAGCAGAUGAGAGACAAGGGAAAGAGUAACAAGUACAAAGUUUUGAGCUGGAAAAAAUAGAGCACACCGAACUGAAGAAAAACAUUAAAUGAGAAAUCAAGGAGGAUAAUAUUUAAAGAAAGAAAAAGUGAGGAACAAGUUGAAGUCAGUAGGAAGAGAAAGGUUCCAUGUAUAGCCAAAAUUGGCAGGUAUUAAUAACAGCCUUUGAGGAAGGAAAGAGUGGCUUGAAUUAAAUAACCACCAGGCAAGAGAUCAGAAAUAUUUUUCUCUGCCUCAAGGAUCCAAACAUAACAGUGUUGGGAAAACCCCCACAGAGUGCCUAAUGUGGGAAAAACACAGAUUACAGAUCACAUCUGAUCAUACACAACAGGAUCCAUCCAGUGAAAAAACAUAUAAAUGUUUGGAUUGUGGCAAAACCUUUUCUCGGAAAAGCUUCCUCGUGAUUCAUGCAAGAACACAUACUGGAGAGAAGCCCUACCAUUGCUCUCAAUGUAGCAAAAGAUUUACCACUCAUUCCAAUCUGGUGAAUCAUGAGAGGACUCACACUGGUGAGAAACUCUUUGAAUGUCCUGUUUGUGGGAAAAGUUUCAGUCAAAAUUCCCACCUGGUAGAACACCAGACAACACACACAGGAGAGAAACCGUAUAAAUGUCCUGUUUGUGGGAAAGGUUUCAGUCGGAAUGCCUCCCUUAUAGAACACCAGAGGACUCACACAGGAGAAAAACCAUAUGAGUGCCCAGAUUGUGGGAAAAGUUUCAAUUGGAAUUCCUCCCUUAUAGAACACCAGAUGACUCAUACAGGAGAGAAACCAUAUGAGUGUCCAGAUUGUGGGAAAAGUUUCAUUAAUAAGUCUUACCUAGUGAUACACAAGAGGUUCCACACAGGAAAGAAAUCAUAUGAGUGUGCAGAUUGUGGGAAAAGGUUCAGUCGUAAUUCCUCCCUUAUAGAACACCAGAGGACUCACACAGGAGAGAAACCAUACGA